UACUGCAGAAUGCCAUGGUAUUUCAGAGCUAUGCAAUUCUAUAUCGGACUGACAGAAACAUCCCAGCCAGCGACCCAUCCUCGUACAAAGGGGUGGCUUUGGGGGGGCAUUGGAGCAGGAGCAAUACAGAGCCUAAUUAUCAGCCCUGUGGAAUUGGUGAAAAUCAGAAUUCAAUUGCAAAGCAAAACCCAUCAGCAGAACAAGCAAACAACUAGUCUCAAGAGUCCAAAAGAUGCCACAAGAAGAAGAAUCAAACAGGAAGGUUGGAGGGGAAUCUACCGGGGAUUAACCAUUACUGUCCUAAGAGAUUCACACUCUCAUGGUUUGUAUUUCUGGAUAUACGAGUAUACAAAGGAGCAACUUCAACCUUGCUGUCACAAGAACGGCCAAGAGAGCUUUCAAACAACGCUCAUAGCAGGAGCUGUUAGCUGGAUAAGCUGCUAUCGCCUAGAUGUUGUUAAGACCAGACUCCAAGCUCAAUCACAUGCAAAAUACAGUGGUAUUGUUGAUUGCUUCAGGCGAAGUGAUAAAGAAGAGGGACACGCUGUGCUCUGGCGAGGUUUGGGAACGACUGUUGGCAGAGCAUUCCUACUGUAUGGGGCUAUAUUCACUGCCUAUGAAACUGCUCUGAGGUACCUUUUCAACAAGGGUGACAAUUAUCAUGCAAACGCUCAAUCUGGAAAGGCAUUAUGAAACAGGAGUAAAGAACUGCUCCGUAAAGUGCAUCAACUCCUUUGGUUGGCAUAACUUAGAGCUCUGAAACACUGAUCAUUCACUAUAACAGCAGUUAUUUAGCCAAUGCCU
Molecule: messenger RNA, 804 nt
Organism: Nicotiana tabacum (common tobacco)
Lineage: Eukaryota; Viridiplantae; Streptophyta; Magnoliopsida; Solanales; Solanaceae
Product: mitochondrial arginine transporter BAC2-like
Biological process (GO): transport
Molecular function (GO): transmembrane transporter activity
Source: RefSeq, a predicted model, not a curated record